Eubalaena glacialis (North Atlantic right whale) is the source of this 714-nucleotide messenger RNA. RefSeq names its product small integral membrane protein 24-like. The record is from RefSeq and is a predicted model, not a curated record. The coding region runs from base 112 to 489 and encodes 125 amino acids. The transcript is spliced from 4 exons. NCBI's taxonomy places the organism in Eukaryota, Metazoa, Chordata, Mammalia, Artiodactyla, Balaenidae.
GUGGGGCAAAGGGAGGGGCCCUCUGGUCUGGGGCCUGGGGCUGGGCAGGGUCUCCCCUGACUCUGACCGGACUGUGCACUCCCGUACCUGGACUGCUGGAUCCUCCGUGCCAUGGGGACCCUGGAGACCCUUCUCCUGCUCAGCGCCCUGCUCCUGUCGCCGGCUGAGGCCCAGCAGGCCUCAGAGCGUCAACUGAAGCCAUGGCUGGUGGGCCUGGCUUCUGUCGUGGGGUUCCUGUUCAUCAUCUUCAUCCUCAUGCUGGCCAAGCGUAUCUGGUGCUCCAAAGAGAGAGCUGAGGAUGAAGAGGAGUCCGCAUUCAGAAUGGAUCCCCGCUUGAACGAGGAAGUGGACCUGAGUAAAGAAGACAAGAAGGGGAAGAAAGAGAAGGAGAAAAAGGCCGAGAAGGAAGGAGAGAGAAACUUGGGGCUGGAGCUGGAGGAGAAAGAGGAGCGCAGAGACCAGGAGAAAGUCAAGAACACGGCCAUGUGAAGACUCCUCAGCCUCUGCCUCCAGGCAGCCCCCCAGAGGUGCCCCUUCCACACCCUAGAAGCAGUGACCUGAACCUGAAGCCACUGCAGUGACUCUAUCUGGGGUUGAGAGUACAGCGUCCUGAAUGAAGAGGCUUGGGACCACCCCUCCCGCCUCAAGGAGGGAUCUUUGUGCGUUAUGUGGUCUAUAUGUGUUAUGAUUUGUACCACCUGGUGAUUCUUCUUG